Messenger RNA from Gossypium arboreum, 2656 nucleotides. Its product is annotated as pentatricopeptide repeat-containing protein At2g03880, mitochondrial. The record is from RefSeq and is a predicted model, not a curated record. Gene Ontology annotation, biological process: RNA modification. Gene Ontology annotation, molecular function: protein binding; RNA binding; zinc ion binding. The transcript has a single exon. Lineage: Eukaryota; Viridiplantae; Streptophyta; Magnoliopsida; Malvales; Malvaceae. The coding region runs from base 45 to 2474 and encodes 809 amino acids.
UUUUGGGACUUGGGACUUCCAUUGCUGCUCGAUUUGAAGCUUUAAUGAUAAAACUAAAUUUCAAAUUCCUGGACUUGUCUUUCAAGUCAUUUCAUCAAUGCAUUCACGUGCGAACAAUGCAUUUUCAUUUUGCGAAUUCCAGUCAAUCAAAGAUUGAUUCCAAUCGGGUUUUGAAUGGAUUAUCUAAAUCGGGUCGGAUUAAUGAAGCUCGGAAGCUAUUUGACAAAAUGCCUGAACGGGAUGAGUUCACCUGGAACACGUUGAUAGCUGCGUAUGCAACUUCCGGGAAAUUAACUGAAGCUAUACAGCUUUUCAAAGAAACCCCAAUAAAAAGUUCCGUCACUUGGAAUUUACUAAUUUCAGGUUAUUGUCUACAUGGUAUGGAAACCGAAGCUUUUGAUUUGUUUUCUAGAAUGCAAUUUGAGGGGCAAAGGCCUAAUCAAUACACAAUGGGAACUAUUUUAAGGUUGUGUUCAACAUUGGGUUUGCUUCAAAGAGGAAAACAGGUGCAUGGUAAUGUAAUAAAGACACAAUUCGAGUCGAAUGACUAUGUUGUGACCGGUCUUGUUGAUAUGUAUGCGAAGUGCAAUUGCAUUUUGGAAGCUGAGUUUCUGUUUAUAAUGAUGCCCAACAAGAGAAACCAUGUCAUGUGGACUGCCAUGGUUGCUGGUUAUUCUCAGAAUGGAGAGGCAUUCAAAGCGAUUGAAUGCUAUAGAGAUAUGGUGGUUGAAGGAGUUGCCUCUAAUCAGUUCACUUUCCCGAGUGUGUUAACAGCUUGUGCUAUGGUUCAAGCUCGUAAUUUUGGCGCACAAGUGCAUAGUUUCAUUGUUAGGAGUGGUUUUGAAGCUAAUGUUUUUGUUCAAAGUGCGUUGAUCGAUAUGUAUGCAAAAUGCAGGGAUUUGGAUAGUGCCUUGAUAGUCUUAGAGAAUAUGGAGGUUGAUGAUGUUGUUUCUUGGAACUCUAUGUUAGUGGGGUGCGUGAGGCAAGGCUGUGAAGAGGAAGCUCUCUCAUUGUUCCGGAAGAUGCAUGCUAGAGAUAUGAAGCUGGGUAAUUUCACAUACCCAUCGGUUCUAAACUGUUUUGCUUCAACGAAAGAUAUGAACAAUGCAAUGUCAGUCCACUGUUUGAUCAUUAAAACAGGAUUUGAGGCUUCCAAGCUUGUGAAUAAUGCUUUGGUUGACAUGUAUGCUAAACAAGGAAACAUGGAUUGCGCUUUUCAGGUUUUCAACCACAUGCCAAACAAGGAUGUUGUCUCAUGGACCUCUCUAGUGACGGGAUGUGCACGUAAUAACCAUCAUGAAGAAGCUCUCAAGUUGUUUUGUGGCAUGAGAUUGGCAGGCAUUCAUCCCGACCAUGUCGUUCUUGCCAGUGCUUUGAGUGCUUGUGCAGAAUUAACAGUUCUGGAACUUGGGCAACAAGUUCAUGCAAACUUUGUUAAAUCUGGCCUCCAAUCAUCCACUUCAGUAGAUAAUUCCCUUGUAACAAUGUAUGCCAAGUGUGGAUGUAUAGACGAUGCAAGCAGAGUAUUUGAUUACAUGCAAAUCCGGGAUGCGGUAACUUGGACUGCACUAAUAGUUGGUUAUGCCCGGAAUGGUAAAGGAAAGGACUCAGUAAGGUUCUAUGAUCAAAUGAUAGCUAGUGGCACAAAACCAGACUACAUUACUUUUAUAGGCUUACUAUUUGCUUGCAGCCAUGCCGGUCUUUUGGAAAGGGGUCGCUUGUAUUUUGCAUCAAUGGAGAAGGAAUAUGGAAUUAAACCAGGUCCUGAACACUAUGCUUGUAUGAUUGACCUCUUGGGUCGCUCUGGAAAACUCGUUGAAGCAGAAAUGUUGUUGAAUGAAAUGGAUGUGGAACCGGAUGCAACUGUGUGGAAGGCCAUUCUUGCUGCAUGUAGAGUGCAGGGCAACCUGGAAUUGGGGGAAAGAGCAGCAAAGAACCUCUUUGAAUUAGAGUCCAAAAAUGCUGUGCCAUACAUAAUGUUGUCCAACAUGUAUUCUGCUGCCGGAAAAUGGGAAGACGCCGCAAGGAUUCGAAGAACAAUGAAAUGGAAGGGGAUCAGUAAGGAGCCUGGAUGUAGUUGGAUCGAGGUAAACAGCAGAGUGCACACCUUUAUGUCGGAAGACAGAGGGCAUUCGAGAACUACUGAGAUCUAUUCCAAGAUUGAUGAGAUCUUGAUUUUGAUAAAGGAAGCUGGUUACGAACCCGACAUCAGUUUUGCACUCCAUAACAUGGAUAAAGAAGGGAAGGAGCUUGGUCUGGCCUAUCACAGUGAAAAACUGGCCGUGGCAUUCGGACUUCUGAGCUUGCCACGUGGGGCUCCGAUCCGAAUUUUUAAGAAUCUUCGAGUUUGUGGUGAUUGUCAUACUGCUAUGAAAUACAUAUCUAAAGUUUUCCAUCGUCACAUCAUCUUGAGAGAUUCUAAUUGUUUUCAUCACUUAAAGGAAGGACAAUGCUCAUGCGGAGAUUAUUGGUAGAUAGGUUUUAGUCUAACCACGCUCCUAAUUCUCCAUACACUUCUGUGAUCUUCCGUUACAUUUAAUUUGUAUUCUACACAUUUUUGUAUUUUUCAACCAAUGCUUUUCAAACUUAUAAAAUCCAUAAUUGUUGUAUCGAGGGAAAUUGGGUAUUUAUAAAAUACGGUUAUUGCUCAUCGAAA